Klebsormidium nitens is the source of this 2202-nucleotide messenger RNA. The record is from the annotation of a GenBank genome assembly. Lineage: Eukaryota; Viridiplantae; Streptophyta; Klebsormidiophyceae; Klebsormidiales; Klebsormidiaceae.
AUGGCUCCUGUCCAUACAAGCCACGAUAGAGUAAUUGCGCUGCGAGGAGGCCCCUACCCCCGAAUCCUCGUCUGCAACGAUCCGGUGUGUCGAGCGUCCGCCCCUGGAUCGCAACCGUGUAGCAAGCCGGAUCACGCAGGAGAAGAGUGGGAGUGCCCAUCAAGCGAGCGUCGACGAAAUCAAUAUAGAGCCGACCACUGGCAGGCAGUCGACACGCUGUCACUGGGGGGGUGUGCGGGUCCGGCGGGCGAAUGGAGUGACGCUGAGUGGGCAGCGCGGUCGGAACAGAGGCUUUUCUCUGCGCCUCGAGAGAAAGCGCAGGGCUCAGGGCGCGCAUGCAGUUUGCCAUGGGUGGUGAAGAGCUCGAUGGCCACGGUAUAUUGUGGAGGGGGCCGAAGUGCGAUCCAGAUUGAGAGGCGAAAGCUGAUCUGUCAGGGGGGUUGCUGCACGCUUUCAUACUCGGGCCGAGAAGAUGGGGUUUACGCGUACACCUCCGAAAGUCUUUUCCUCUAUGAGGCAAUUGUUAUUCCCCAUCUUCAAAAUGCCCAGGGGGCCACGUUUCAGUCCUACCAUAUGGUAGAGAAGCAGGCGUCUGCUCUCCUUGCAGUCCCGGGGGCCUCCCAUCCUCCUCCCGUUGGGGACUCGAACUUUGACAGGGCUAUCCGAGCCUUCAACGUAUCUGCGGCCCGGGACUUGGCGUAUUGUUGCUCCAGCCAGCUAUGCAGUGGCCUAUUUGGACGAGCGGCGGAUCUGGAAUCCACGUCUUUGGUGAGCCGAGAGGGUCGGAGCGAAUAUGACGACUUUGCUCUGACUGGAAAAGCGAUCGUGGGGGACGGAACUUUGUUUUCCAAUUCCUCAGUGGUCCGCGAUUCUUGCCUGGGGAGCAUUCGAAGCCUUAGCCACCCCACCCCCGACUCCCCCAUCUUCACAAACCAUACUACUCCAAGAAUGCCCCCGGCGCAAGCACCUCCCCAGCAAACAGUGGAUGUUCCAUACACUAGCCGCACGUUUGUGCGGAUUCCCAACGAUAAUCGGCUGCUCGUCAAGCUGUGGGCCAACGACCGUCAUAUCCCCUCGUCAGCAAAUGCAGCCGGCAACCAACCGCUUACUCCAGAUCAGUUCGACAAGAUGUACAACUCGUUACCGGAGAGCUUUAAGGGGCUUGUGACAAGGUUGCUCAUUGAUCCACCGAAUUGUGCCGGCGGACUCUCCUGCUCUAUAUGCAGGGGUGUCGUACAGCGGAAGUGGAUGGGAAAAUACCGGGGCCCACUCCGGGAGGCUAGUGGAGAGCUGUCGCGCAUGGGUUGGGCGCACGACCACUUUUUCCACUAUUCUGUGCUGAUCAGCACUCUGUUAGGCUCGGACCACUCUCGGGCCCAGCUUCUGCGGGUUAACAGCCUCAAGAUCACCCGCAAGGCGCUUCUUGGGGGGACGAUUACGAGCACAGAGCUGCGACAUCUGGAGCGUGAUGCGCCUUUGAUUGGGGCCAUAUUACGAAGCUACCCCGAUCCCCACAGCAAACCCGACGAGUUGCUAUUUGAGCAGUCGUUCCUUCCUGUGCUCCGAGACCUCUACUGCACCGCCAUGGUGUCGUUCGAGCCUUCCAGUAAUCGUUGCACAGCUGAGGGACAAUCCCCCCUCCGUAAGUUGGUGGAUGCUUUCGAGUGCAUCGUUCAAAAGGGGCGGCUUGAGCGGGCGCUGCAAUAUCGUCUUCUAACGGAGGCUGGUGGUGACGGCACCGUGGUUGCCAAUCUACGCCUGUCGGUGUCUCGUGCCACAGAGAAGGUGGUCGCAGCGUUGGAGUCGGCAACCGAGGCUCUUGCUCCUUUGGAGAUCAAGCUUCCGUCCGAAAUCGGCACCAUGCCGGCUACGCCAGAAUACCAGCGUCGAGCAUCUCUCGUGGGCUUCUACCCCCAUGGCCAAUUGCCCAAGUGGAUGCGGCCCCACUUUCCAGAUUUUGAAGGACCGGACGGCUACUCCAAAUCCCGGAGAGAGGAUAUUAAAUGCAACGGGGUCCGUUCGGACCUCGUGAAACUAAAGGGCAUGGCCGGCUUAUUCCUUAUCUGCUGCCCGGAUGGGUACGUGAUAGGGUUUCACUACAUGGUGGGUGGGGAGAGCGUUUCGGAUCUAUUCACGCUAUUGGUUACACUCUAUUCGUUCGAGCAGCUCAAAGGGUUGACCAUCAUCUACGACAACAGGUGA